Entrophospora sp. SA101 is the source of this 1632-nucleotide messenger RNA. The record is from the annotation of a GenBank genome assembly. Lineage: Eukaryota; Fungi; Glomeromycota; Glomeromycetes; Entrophosporales; Entrophosporaceae.
AAAAUAGUUCACCUAUGGAUCUUGACAAGUCAUUUCUAGUAACCAAUGAUUCCUUAUCCAGAGAUGAUUAUGUUUCUCUAUCCCAAGAUGUCUUUGAUUCAACUUUCCAAAAUGCAUCAAAUGUUUACCCCCAAGAUAUUUUAGAUCACUCAUCUGUUAAUACUAUAGAUCAAACUAAUAUGGCAGAACUUAAGAUCUUUGCCUUUCUAACUGGUCAAUCACCUGAAUCCUGGUUAUCCCAUAGAACAUUGGCAAGGUGGAAUAAAGAGGUAGCUCAAGUUGUGAUUCAUGACAAUCUUCCUAAUAAAGAUUGUAGAUUCUUUUCUUAUGGUAUUAUUGCAGAUGAAAGCACUAGAGGAGAGAAAAAAAUUUUCUUAGUAUGCUUGUCAUAUUGGAACCAUCACACUAAUGAACCCUUACUUUCUAUAAUCCGAAUGGUAGAUAUAGAACGUUGUAGUGCCAUUGUUGUCUGUGAUACUAUAAUAGAAUCGUGUCAAUCUUAUAAUAUAUUUACAAAUAAAUGUCUGUACUGGCUUACUGACAAUACUGGAUAUAUGUCUGGGGAAAAGGGUGGUGCUGUAGUUGAGUUCAAAAAAAAAACAGGAUCAAAGACAGUUAGGAUUCCUUGUGGCCUCCAUGCAAUUCAUAUUGUUGUAAAUGCUUUUGAGAAAAUUACAUUUGGCAGUAAUCCUAAUCCCUCUGGUUUGUCCUUACGUCCACAUCCUUUUAAUCUACUGAAUCUUGCCUACUACCUUCACAAUGGUUACAAUGAUUCAGAUAAAGAUAAUCCUCUAAACAUGAAAACAGAAACAAUUAAAAAGUUGUAUUGGACCUUUCUCCAAUAUCAAUUGAAAAAUUACCAAAAACCUAUUUCAACCAGAUGGCUAUACCAAUUAGAAACAGCCAAACAGUAUCUUGACAGAAAAGAUAUACACCAUGUGUUUGCAAGAUUUUUUGUUGAUCAGUUGAUGUCCUCAAAAAAUGUGCCAGAGAGAUAUUAUCAUAAGUGGACUACUUUCCUCAGUUGGUUACAGGAUGAAAAAAUGAAUAUUUUAAUUAGAAUUAUGGUACAAUUUGGCAAAUGGUUCUAUGAACGAUUAUUCCAUUUUCUUACUGGAGCAGACCCUUGUCCUAGGGUACAACAUAAUGGCACCCCUAAAACACUCCCCAAUGGUUAUCGAGCUCAUGAGCUACCAGAUAUGGUGGGAAAAUGGACCAAGGAAUUGAAUGAGGUUGUAGAGAGACCAGAAAUCAUUUUCUUUGAAGAAUUUCAGGCUGCAAUUAUCUGUGUAGUAUUAAACACUCCUCUACCAAAUUUUUCUAAUAAUCUAGCAAGUAAAUAUAUUGACCAGUUGGUAGAUGAUUUCAAUAAUCAGAGAAAAGAAUCUUUUGGUCUCUUUGAAGCGUUACAAGAAGAUGACUUUCGUAAUGAAUUUAUUGCCUUCUCUGUGGCCAAUGAUCCCAAAUUAUUUGAUUUUCCUUUACUUAUGAUUUCAUUAAAAAUAGAAUUUGAAUCUAGACUACAACUUUCAGGACCUAAACCUUUAGGAUGUAUGCUUACUUCAGAGAAACUAAAAGAUGUUUGUGCUCAACAGCAUAGAAUUACUCCCAAUCCAAUAAAUUUGAACUUUG